Molecule: messenger RNA, 2042 nt
Organism: Daucus carota subsp. sativus
Lineage: Eukaryota; Viridiplantae; Streptophyta; Magnoliopsida; Apiales; Apiaceae
Exons: 3
Coding region: 392-1801 (469 amino acids)
Source: RefSeq, a predicted model, not a curated record
UAUUUCUUCUACUCCUCCCGUGAUACUAGUUGAGUAGAGUGUAAACUAUAAAGCACCCACUAACACAACUCGCAUUUUUUAAAAUCAUUGCUUUAUCAAACUACAAUACCACCUUGCCUCGAUAUCAUAAACUCCAGAUUUGAAUCAAGAACUCUCUUUCAUCUCUCCCAAUCUCUCUCAUGUACACACAGAGAGAUUGUACUUUCCACAGUCAACCCUUUCAACUGUCCACUCCACGUUGAUGCUUACAGAACAUCAUUAUUUUCAUUUUACCCCCUCAUUUUCAAAAUUUACUCUUUCUCCCCACUUUAUACUACUCAUCAUUCUUUUCUUCUUAAAGUGUUGCUCUUAAAGCCACAGAAACAAGAAAAAAAAGUUGAGUUAUUGAACUAUGGCUCAUCAUCAUCCUGAUCAUAAGCACAAGCAUUUACGAGAGCUGCUGAGAGAAGAUCAAGAGCCGUUUUUACUACACAAACACAUUGCUGACAAACGUUGUCAGCUCAAAACCACUUCAUUACAACUUCGGAAACACAACUUGUUUAUCAACCAAACGUCGUCGUCUUCGAAGCAUGUCUCGUUUCUCUGUAGAAAAGCUUGUUUCUUAUCUUUCACCGACUCGCCGGACUUCAAGAAAUCGCCGUUCCCCUCGCCGGCUAAAAGCCCGUGUGCACGUUUUCUUCACAUCCCAGCUAAAACGGCUGCCAUGCUUCUAGAAGCUGCUAUGAAGAUCCAGUCAACCAAGCCCAAAGCCCAGGCCCAACACAUCGGUUUUAACCUCUUCGGAUCCUUCUUCAAGCGACUCAGAAAUAAAAACAAGGCCAGGAAACGUGAAAUCUGUGUGAAUGAUGCCUCUACACCUUCAGUUGAAGCAAAUGCUGUUGUUUCUUCAAGUAAAAACAUUGAGGAAGUUAGUGAAGAUACUAGACGGGUCAGUAGUGCGGGCUGGUCUGAAAGUAAUGAAGGCAAGUCUUUGGACAUGGAGUCUUGUUCCACUACUUCAAGAUCUGAUUGUUCGAGCCCAACAUCAAGCCCAUUUCAUUUUGCUCUUCAGCGGACCCUCACUCCUGAUAUCUUAUCUCCGGUCACUUCUCCGGUUAGCCAUAAAAAGGAUAAUAAUCACGAAGAGGAAAGUUUACAGAAAAUUCCAGUUGGAGAGGAAGAACGAGAUCAAUGCAGUCCAGUAUCUGUAUUGGACCCACCGUUCGAAGACGAUGAUGAACUAAACAGAGAGGAGGAAGAUGAAGAAGAGGAUAGUGAUUUUGAUGUUGAGAGCAGCUAUGCAAUCGUGCAAAGAGCCAAGCUGCAGCUUUUGCACAAGCUUCGUAGGUUUGAGAGACUGGCAGAGUUGGAUCCUGUUGAACUUGAGAAAAGAAUGUUGGAAGAUGUAGAAGAAGCUGAUGAUGAUGAUAAUGAAGAGGAAUUUGAUUAUGUUAACGACUUAGGAUCGUCAUUGGAUAUUCAGGAAAAUCUUGAUGAGGUUGUUAGAGAAGUGUUAAGCAGAUCAAAUCAGUAUAAUCAGAACAAGAUUUCCUCAGACGUUAGACGGCUUCUCUUGGACCUUAUUGCUGAAGAGAGAAAGAGUGAACCGGACAAUACCAGUGAAGCAUUGGUGAGCAGUGUGUGCAAGAGGUUGAAUGCAUGGAAAGAAGUGGAAUCUAACACCAUUGAUAUGAUGGUCGAAUUGGACUUCAGAAAAGAACUAGAUGGUUGGACGCGAUAUGAGGAGGAAGUACGAGACCGGGCAAGGGAUAUUGAGCUAGCAAUCUUCGAGUUAUUGGUUGAGGAGUUGGUUUCUUAUUAAAAUUUGCGGAAACAGGAAGCUUCAUGAAAUUUUGUAUCAGUCCUAAUACCAGUCCAGUCUAGUUGAGUAUUGUAAUUUUUAUCGGGGACCAGUUUGAGUUUUGUAUACUCGCGAGAGCUGGGUUCAUUAGCACGAUGACCAAGUUGUAUCUUGCGAGUUACUCUGGUAGCAACAUGGUUAUGCAUAUGUAUGAUUUAUAGAAAAAGAGGGGGUGGUAUAUAUGCGUAUUUAUCUUUUUCAA